UCUGGUAUUAUAUUGUUGCAUGAAAGAUACUACGACAUGCUUGAAAUGUUGGAGUAGCCAAUCAUUUGCAAAUAAAUAUUUUUUUUUGGUAAUUAUAUGAGCAUAUAAUGGAAUGCAAAUAGUAAUCAAAAUAAUUCAUUUUAAUAGUCUAUCGCUUAAUAUAAAUAGAGUAUUACUUGUGUUCAUGUGGGCAGAAAACUUUGCGAUACCUAUUGGUUGUUUUCUACAAUAUUAUAUUAAUUAAUGAGCAAGAACCGCUUAACUUCCAUCGCGCAGUAUAAUCAUCGUUGUUCAUCAUUGACUGGUUAUUACCUUAUCAGCUAUACCACUUCACUGCAGUUGGGAACUUCGUUGUUAUCUUAUCAAUUACUCCGAUGUUUCGCUUCGCUUCUAUGCACUUGAGAUCUCCAUCGUUGCAUUCUUCAGCUAUCAUUGCCAUGAUCUUCACUUUGAUUUUUCUUUUGUAAAAUAUGGGGAACGGAUUGACGACUGACGUCAGCACAGCCGCGGACGACUCACCCGGCGGACAUCCACGGUCCAGUAGUCCUACGUCCAUGCAAGAGAUCCAACAACGCUGGCCGUCCACUCAUCUCGAUGUGGCAGUGGCACUUCAGGAAGGAGCGUCGCCCACCAGACUGUCGGCUGCAGAAGCUUUUUCUCCACAGAGGGACGUCACACUGGCGCCUCCUGAUGAUAAACCAUCUUCUCAUCGCGAGACUACCGAGAUAGGAGCUCAACAAUCGAAUCAAUCAACUUCACCAACCAUGGCAGAUAGUAUGCUGGACUUUUUGAAUGAGAUACGCAAUCAACGGAGAGCGCAUCAGGAGGAUCUAGAAAGAAGUCUGACCAAAAUAUUUCGAGAAGCACAUGUGGACAUGAAUACACGAUUGGACCGUAUGCAGGGAAGCUUUCAUUCACAAGUGAUAAGCCUAGCUGAAGUUUCACAGAAGGAAGUGAUUGGAAAAAAUGCGGAAAUUGGAAAAGUUAUUGUCAGUCAAGUGGAGUUGACUCAAGCGUCAAUAGAGAGUCAAGCUUUCAAAAAAAAUGACAACUUUAUCGCCCUUACAAACUCUGUGGAGGUUGGAGUGGAUUCAACUACAGCCAGUCAUAGUCUAGUUAUCGACUUGAAAGUUGAAAAGAUAGAAACAACACAGCUCAUCACUACUAAGGAAGAUGAUUCAAUCCAAAGGGAAGUUGAGUUGCUAAAACACGAUGAUUCAACUGCAUCUACGAGGUUGGAGAUCUCUACGAAAGGUCGGGAUGUAUGUCAGCUGAACUUCAUAAGCCAACUGCAAAGCAAUCCUUCGGUAUUUUUUGAAAAAAUUGCACUUGGACGAGAAUUGUUGAUCGAGUUUCAUCUUACUUCUGAUUCCCUUCGAAAAUGGAAAAAGGGUUUCUUUCAUCUUCGCACGGGGCCAUACACCAUUGCUCAAGCAUCCAGCCAAGGUGAUAUCUGCAGGGUGAUGUCUGUGGGCGCUUGGUCUAACUUCAGGAGGAUCUUACUCCACAGGAGGCUGUUUCCUUUCAAGAUUUCUGCUGAAUCAUUGACCUACCAGAAUCGGAGUGAAAAUUCAAAUAAGUUGGCCAUUUCAAGACCUUCUAUCCUGGAGAGAGCUCCACCGGAAAUGCAAUCUUUGUCAUAGAGGCCUCUUCAUCACCGUCGUCACGAAAGUCUCUUCACUUCAUGAAUCAUCAACCUACGACUCACAUGGAAUGCAAGUAAUAAAGAGUAAUUUGUUUGCAGUAUGCUCAUAUUAUUGUUAUUAUUCAGAUAUCUAAUUAUCAUAUUAUUAUAUUGUAAGCCUAUAUGUAAAUGUAUCCCAAAGGCGAAUUUAUGUUAUAUUUCUGUGUCACCAACUUGAGAAUUGUCAAGUUGUGUGUUGUGUCUCCUGCUGCCCAUUUAAUGUAUAACAUGUUAAUUAAUUGUGAUACAUUUUUUGUGAACUUGAAUAUCAUAAUAUUCACUAUUCGAGAAUAUUUUUCUCAAUUGAAGCAGAGCCUAAUGUACUCUAUUCUCGAUUUUUAUGUUCUUUAAAUGUUAUGAGAUGGUGCAGCAGGACAAUGUGAUAAAUUUUGUGUUAAAUGUAAGAAUAUUAUGUCUCUUUAUGUGCCAGUGCAGUUAUCAGCACCCUAAGUGCACUCCACUGUUAGGAGUAGCCCUUCUGGUCUGCAAGACGAAAUAUUUGAAGCUAUAUUUCAAAUUAAACUAUACAGUUUUUUGCAUUGGAUAACUGCACAAAACGUUGAACUAACAUGCAAUGCACAUGGUUGCAUGAAUGAACAAUGAUACUCAUUGAUCUUAUAUUUAUAUAAACUGAAAAUGUUAUCAACACAGACAAAACAAAAACAAAAUGAAUAAAUAAACACAUUGAAGAAAAUCAC
Messenger RNA from Nilaparvata lugens (brown planthopper), 2382 nucleotides. RefSeq lists its product as uncharacterized. The coding region runs from base 471 to 1643 and encodes 390 amino acids. The record is from RefSeq and is a predicted model, not a curated record. The transcript has 2 exons. Lineage: Eukaryota; Metazoa; Arthropoda; Insecta; Hemiptera; Delphacidae.